Poecilia latipinna (sailfin molly) is the source of this 2242-nucleotide messenger RNA. RefSeq names its product WAS/WASL interacting protein family member 3 (gene wipf3). Gene Ontology annotation, molecular function: actin binding. The record is from RefSeq and is a predicted model, not a curated record. Lineage: Eukaryota; Metazoa; Chordata; Actinopteri; Cyprinodontiformes; Poeciliidae. The coding region runs from base 330 to 1676 and encodes 448 amino acids. The transcript is spliced from 8 exons.
AGCACGUUUGGGAAAAUAAACCGCAACUGCUGCUGCUGCUGCUGAGCUGGACCAGCGCUUUACAAGCUGGUGGCCGUAGAUAUGAGAGAAAAAGAAAAGUUUCUUUAAGAGUUCCUGCAAGAGGAGAGGAGUUUGCAGGUGCUUAUAGGACCCAAAUGGGAUUGUACGUUUGAUCAGCGGCGUCUUAUUGGCCUGUGUUGACUAAAAAUAACUUUGUCACAGUCCCGUUAUGAAGAUCAGCACCAUGAGGACUCAACUGUGCUGAUCUUUGUGGCACCAAAGCUGUCUCUGCUGGAAAGUUAUUUUUACAAGGUAUCUGAAUCUUCGGUAUGCCGUCCCCAGGUCCCCCGCCGCCUCCACCCGGCCCCCCGCCGCCGCCUCCCCCCUCCGCCGCCCUGCCGCAGUGCCCUUUGGAGCCUCCUCAGCUCCAGUCUGGCGGAGGAGGAGGGAGAAAUGCUCUGUUGGCCGACAUCCAGAAAGGCGCCAAGCUCAGGAAAGUCACACAGGUCAACGACCGGAGCGCCCCUGCAGUUGAUAAGUCCAAGACUAACACAGGAGAUGUUGGCUCUUCUCAAAACCAAUCAGCUGGGAUUGGUCCCACAGGGCCCUCUCUAGGUGGAUUGUUUGCUGCAGGGUUUCCCACUCUCAGGCCUAUUGGUCAUAGAGACUUACCAAGCAAGACCCCAGUGUCUCGGUCGAGCUCCUCUGCCUCCUUGAGGCCUCAGUGGAACGCUCCUACAUCGGCGGACUCCAGCAGCCUUCCAGAGUCUCCCAAGACUGCAGAGAUCCAAAACUCCUUCCAGCGUCUUCUCACUUCCUCCGCCUCUGCUUCACCCUCCCCCUCUCACGGCAGCAAGCACCCGCCACCUUUCCCGGCGUCCUCACCCCCGACGCCUCCGCCCGCCCCUCCAUCUGUGCCUCCCCCUCCUCCGCCGCAUCAAGCCGAGCGACCAGCCAACAAACCUCCUUCCCUUCCCUCCUGCCCGCCUCCUCCCCCUCCGUCCCAGGUCACCAGGCCAACAUGGCUACCUGUUCAACAUUCUCACCACACGUCCUUGCCCCAGCCAUCGACUCCUCCUCCUCCACCUCCCCCACUCACACACCCGCCUCCUUCAUCCAUCCCAGACCGCUCGUCAGGUUACUUCUUCUACUCUCCACCUCCGUUCUCUGAACCGUCCAGGUUCCCCAUUCUGCGUGAUAGCCCCCUGGGACCUCCUCCACCUCCACCUCCGCCUUUACCGACGUCCUUCACCCCAAGCUGCCCAACCACCCUUCCACCACCGCCGCCCAAAGUGGCCCCGGUGCCCUCGGCAGCCAUGCGCUCGCUGCCACCGUCGUACCCUUGCAACAUUCCCACUCGGCGCCCGCCGGCUGUGCCCAGGAGUUUAGGUGUGGGUCGGCUGCUGGCUCCUCCACCGGCUCCUCCGGCACGUUCCCCCACCACAGAGUUGUCCACCCGCAUUCUUCCCCCUCCGCCGCCUCCUCCUCCACCUCCAUUCAGCCUUAGGAAUGGACACCUCCACAGUCUGGUAGACGACUUUGAAUCCAAGUUCCAGUUCCACCCUGUAGAAGACCUCCCGCCGCCCGAUGAAUUCAAGCCCUUCCCUCGCGUUUACCCAAGCAAAGAAAACAGAGUGAACCCAAAGCCACCUGGAAUCAGGACACACCUCAGAUGAGUCACUGAGCCGCCAACUUCCUCCUCACUCAAAGAACACUGGUCCUCGGUCGGCCGCUUGACGGCUCCAGACACUCACAAAAUGGACACAGAGACUCAUUUAUCCUUGGUGUGUUUGCGUGUUCUGCGUGAGCGUGAGUGUCAAACAGGGUCCAGCCUUAUUCUGACUGUGCGACCUCUGACCUUCUUCAGCUCGGAAUGUUUUCAAUGUGUGUGAGGAGGAGGGCUCGACAGACUAGAUAGAGUCUCUACACACUAAGUCGUGGGACACAGUCUUCCAUCACUUUUUUUUCCUAUUUUAUUUUUAACAUUUUUAUCGAUUUACUCACUAAUGGAAGGACUUGAAAAGGAAGAUUUUUGACAUCUUGUGUUACCUCAACUCUAUAUUGUUUACUACAUUUAUAGCCACAACUUUUUAAAGACAUACAAAGUUGUCUUUGUCCAAGAGUUGCAUUUAAGUUGAACUUUAAGUAUUUUGUAACUUUCAUUUUCUUGUCAUUUCUCAACACACAUUUUAAUGGAUGUGCUGAAUUUUGGAGUAAAAAACAAGGUUCCAUGUAGAUCCUU